AUGAAUGGAAUUAGAGCAUUGUUUCUUUUUAAUUCAACUUGUGGAGGACAUAAUAUGAUAUAUGAAAAACGUUUUCUCAAUGUGGAGAUGUGUGCUAAAAGUUCACAAGAAUUGCAUUAUGUAAAUAUGUACACACUGCAAAAUGUGGAAGAAUUACUUAAGAAGCAAAUAAUAAAUAUUAGCCAAGAUGCAGGAUCACAUGAAAAAUUCAUAGAAUUAAAUAAGACAAUAAGUUGUUAUAGCUUAGAAGUAAAGAACAAAAUUGUGUAUCCCUUCUUAUUGAUCAAAAAAGGUAAUUUCAGUUUGAUAACUCUUCUACUAAUGGAAAAUUAUAACAUGGAAAAUCCUAUGGACGUGAUUAGAAACAAUACUAAUAAGUUACUUUAUUACAACUUUAUGAAUGAUUUUUUAAAUUACAUUAAAAAUAAUAUGAAAAAAUGGACAACUCUUCUCAUGACGAGUAACAGAAAAAUCAAAUAUGACAAAUUAGUGUUCCAAAAGAUUAGUACCAUCUUAGAUGCUUACGUAACUUCUAUCAUACCAUAUGGAAAAGUAUAUGGGAGAAACAAUUCUUUCUUGAAUUAUUUAAAAGGAGACAUGUACAAAACGGAUGAUAUUAUAGGGAGUCAAUUUUUCCACUUUUACAACUUUCUGUUGUUAAUAAAAAAGGAAAUUUCAGCCUCAGCCUCGGACCCAGUAUUCUGUGUCGAUAAAAAAUCAGACGUUUUUAUAGAUGAUUUCAGACAAGCGUGUAGCGAACUAAGUGAAUGUAAUCAUGAUGAACUGUCCGAUGUGGAUUCUGAAUCCGAUCAAUUGUCUCAGGGGGCGAAGCAAAGCGAUGAGAACAGGGAUGAGCAGAACGACAAGCACAUUGAUAAGCACGCUGAAAAGCACAAUGAUAUGCACCUUACUAAUGGCCAAACCAAUCAUGCACAUAGAAACAGUAAUUUGGAUGAGACUAACAAUUCAGUAGAGAUAUCACAGGGUGCAUUACGGAAACAAAUAAAGCGAAACGAUAUAUUAUAUAUAAAUAAAAAACCUCCUUUUAUUUAUCAAAAAAAUGGCAUCCUUAUGAACAAGAGUAUAAAAGAGACCUUUUUCAAAUUACUUAUAAAAUUUUAUGCUACAUCUAAGAGUAACAGAAUCAGAGAUACUGUCCAAUUUUCACAAAAUGGGUAUUAUCACUUAUAUCUUUUCUUCUUUUACAAUUACACUACUUUUUUUGAAAAAAAUAAGAAAAUAGACAUUGUAAACAAAUUUGAUGAAAAAGAGAAUAUAAAAAUUAGCAAAGGAAACAUUCAGACAUAUGUGCCUGUUUACGUGCACGAGAGAAAUAAACGUAAACCACCACAAAUGUUGAUUAGUGAAGAAUUAACUAGCUUUAUAACAAGCUUUGAAAAUGAAAGUGCAGAAAUAAAGGGAGAAAUAAUAUUACGAUGUGAUGAUGAGAGGUACUUAGAUGUCGACAUGAUGAUUGGGUUGGAUAACCAUAUAUGUGAUAUAUAUGCAGCAGAUUUUGUUCAGGUAGAAAAAAGAGGGAAAAACCUGAAGAUCCAAUUGUGCACUAAAUAUAGAAGUAACAAAAUAUUAACAUAUUACUACAAGAGCGUCACAUGUCCCCUUAUUGGUUCUUACAAGCUUAAAAAAGUUAAUGAGAAAUUUGCACAAAUAGAUAUAACACUACAGUGGAAUAGUAAAACAAAUAAAAUAAUUUUUGACAAGAAAAUAACGGAAUAUUUUUUCGUAAGGUUGCCUAUUCGCAGUGAAAUACUUGAACACAAUUUGAAAUGCAAUUUGGGAAAGUUAAAGAUCGAAAACGGACAAGAAUUAAGAUGGAUCCUCCCUGAUUUUCCAAGAGAAUUUCUACUUUCCAUGUCUGGCAUGAUCGAACUUGGUGAUACUGAAGUGGCCACGAAACAAUUAGUCGCAGAAAUCCACGUUUUUUCAAAAUCCCUUUAUUCCAAAACGCAUGUUCUUCAUUUGAGUGAAAAUAUUAUACCUGAUCAUUUUCUGCUGUCAGGGAAAUUAACAUUAGUUCUUAGCAGUUCAUGA
Plasmodium gonderi is the source of this 2052-nucleotide messenger RNA. Its product is annotated as conserved Plasmodium protein, unknown function. Lineage: Eukaryota; Apicomplexa; Aconoidasida; Haemosporida; Plasmodiidae. The record is from RefSeq and is a predicted model, not a curated record. Gene Ontology annotation, cellular component: cytosol; late endosome; AP-type membrane coat adaptor complex. The coding region runs from base 1 to 2052 and encodes 683 amino acids. Gene Ontology annotation, biological process: endosomal transport. The transcript has 9 exons.